Messenger RNA from Python bivittatus (Burmese python), 3597 nucleotides. Lineage: Eukaryota; Metazoa; Chordata; Lepidosauria; Squamata; Pythonidae. The record is from RefSeq and is a predicted model, not a curated record.
CAGUUCAGAAGGACUGCAGUGAGCAGAGUGAAGCAGUGAAUGCUCUUUGGGAAUGGGAAAGCCAUUUUAACUCCCUUUGUAAAUCAAAAUAUAAAGCAUAAAGUGUUCUAUCUUGCUUUGUAUCAUCAUAAGAGUAAUAUAAAACUGGAAAUAAACAUUGGAAGGUGCAUUGUCUUCCCUGGCAUUAGGCCUCAACUUCCUCCCAAGAUACACCUAGGGUGUCUGUACACAGAGAACAUGCAGAGAUGUGUUGCCUCUUCUCGCACAUUGCAAUGGCAAAAACUGCUCAUUUACAGUGAAACAGAUGUCAGCAUCUUUCUCCUCUCCCUGUUAUUUGGCCCUCCUCAACUAGCCAUCUAGCAGCGACUCCAGAAAAUUGCCUUUUUUUUCGCUGUUGUCUAAUCAGGUCAGCUGAAUUUAUAAGAGAUGCCCCAUAAUGAAAAAGGGUUAGCAAUGAUAUUUCUAAAAUGUUCUGAACCUGAUUCUCUGCAGAGUGAAUCUUCUGCUCCUGGGCUGGGACAAAAUCAGAGCGUGACUCUUUGUUCUGAUGGACACUGGAGAAAGAGAGAACACAAAUGCUAUAUAGAAGAAGAAACUGCUUUCAGGACUCCUUGUGGAAUGAUAUGCCAGUUGUUCUUUCUCCAUACACUUCAAGGAGAACCAGAAUCAUGCAGUGGCUAAGAGAUGAAGAGGACAGAAAAUCGCGGGUAUUACAACUCCCACCCAUGAUAUUCUCUACAAUACUCUUGGAAUGCUAAUUAAAGAGCGAAAGAUAUAUCACACUGGGGAAGGAUACUUCAUAGUAACCCCAAGUACAUAUUUUAUUUCUAAUAAUGCUGCAAAGAGCAACAAGGGGGCCUUGCUGGAAGAGAAGUGCCUUUCUGAGCCUUCUUUCACAUACCUUGUAAGCGUGGAAGACACUGCAGAGUUGGCACCCGAUAAUUUGCCUGUUGCAUCACAUUGCAGAUCCUGUUAUUGUUUCCUUGGGCACAAUGAAGUGAGCCAAACAAAAUGUCAGGAAUUAGUUAGCCAUGAGCCAAAUGGGAAAAGUCAAAAAGAUUCCUGUGAAUCUAGAUCUUCAGUUCAAAAACCAGGUACAGAGUCACUCGCUGGCAGUCGUUCUUGUGGAAUCACUCACUCUGUACUUUCCAUGAAGGAAAAAGAUAAGGCUAAAAAGUUUAGUCUUAGCCUCUUUUGGCGCAAUACUUCCAAGAAAGAAAAAACUAAAAAAGUCCACUCUACAUUUUCUGCUCAGUUUCCUCCUGAGAAAUGGCCAGUCAGGGAUGAAGACGAUUUGGAGAACAUUCCACGGGAUGUUGAACAUGAAAUUAUCAAGCGCAUCAAUCCUGUACUGACUGUUGACAACUUAACUAAACACACAGCACUGAUGCAGAAAAUUGAAGAGCAGAAGAAGUACAUCAGCAAAGGAACUUCUACAGAAGUGCUAACAAUGAAGCACAAAUAUCCUUCAAAAGCAUGCAGCUGGAAAAAACAGAAUAAAGCAGCAAAGUACCAUGGGAAGGGGCAGCGUAUCAAAGAAAAACGGGGAAAAUGUAAAACCAGUGAACUGAUACCAGCUGAUGACAAUUUGGCAAGCUCUGUUGAACAUCCAUUAUCUCACGUUACAAGUGAAGUGAUGGUUUGCAAUAAACAGCUGUGUGAUGAUGUGUUAGAUAUGGAAUCUCAUUCUUUAUAUAAAAGAGAAAUUAAUAAUCCAUUUAAAGAUAUUCCAAGUAGAAGGAAUAAGUCAACAAAAGGUUAUAAAACGCAGAAAAAUGGUGAUGUAAACUGCAGGGCUGUUAGAUCAGAGAGGCAUUGUUCAUGGUCCCAGUCUUUAGAUUCCUCAAGAACUAUGGACUGUAAACCUAAAGUAUCUCUCUCUGGAAAAUGUGAUGCUGAAGAUGAGAAAAAGAAACAGUUAGAUCACCCACAAUACCAAGCUUUACGAACAGAUGGCACACACAGAUCUUUGGCAGAGAGAGCCACUUGUACGUGUAAUUUGCACAGAGGGACAAACUCUCAAAAUACAGUGGAGAUCCAAGUUGCUUCUAAAGUUUAUGCUACAUUCAAAAAUGAAGAAGAGAAAAGGUAUCCAGAAAAUUCUGUUCAAACUCACCAUUGUGAUAAAACUAAUGUGUGUGAUUUACUAGGUCAACAUUUGGAUGACUGUCUUCCCACUGAUACAGAUAUUACCUGCCAAUUUAAACAGGCUGAAAGUAUUGCUGUUCACAGACAAGUGGACUUAAAGAGUGAGACAAAAUCCAAGAACACCAGUAAAUGGCUUGAGUCUGUUUAUUCACAGUAUGAGGAAUUCAUUUAUGAUGAUCCAAUUCAGUAUCAAAAAGUGGAUAAUGGUGGCGCUCGUAGUUCUUUAUGUAAUGAUCUUGUCCAGGAAGAAGAAAUCGAAUUGUCCAAGUUGAAAUCUUAUCAACUCCCAUACAGAUCUUCAGAGUCAGAGAAAUGGAAUAAUAUAAGAGAAGAAAUGAGUCCGAAAGUGUCUGGAAAAGAAAGGGCUGAUUCUCUCUUUCCAAACUACCCAACUGAUACAGGUACCAUUGAUACAUACAAACAUGAAGAAAGUGGUUUUCUCAGUCAGACUAACUCAAAGGAUAGCUUGAAGGAACAUGGUAAAAUGAACCUAGGAGGAGAAACUUGUAUGUGCCAUCAAGUGUCUUCUAAAAACAAUGAAGAGAAUGAGGGUGUUUAUGAUCAAGGGCAGAGAACUGAUAAUACUGAAAAGCAUGUACUUGGAUUCCAUGAGGUGCAAGAAACAGACAACAGAAUUUGGGAGAAGUCAGCAAAUGAAGUGGCUAUUGAAGCAACUUCCUUGAUGUUGCCGUCCAAAGACUGGGAAAUUAAGACACACCUUGUGGGAAUACAACAGUCAUUUGAUAACACAGAUGAUGUUCCUCUAGAUCGGCAAAUCCAGCAUGAACAAAACCAUUUACAAGGCACAGGAAACCAAAGUAUAACAGGAGAUAGUGGGAUAGAUUCUCCCAGAACACAAAGUAUGGUAUCUGCUAAUUCUGCCAUCUUGGAUGGACUGAAGAAAAGAAGAAGCUUUCUCAAGAACUUAGAAGGUAUAGAGAAGACUUUACAGAGCAGAAAGACUCUUACCCCAAACUCCUUGCUUCAGUUGACACCAGUGAUGAAUGUUUAAUUUUUCCUCCUUUUUUUAAACAAGUUUUGUGAAUCUAUUUGUAAAUCUAUUAAUAUAUUUGCUGUAAAUGUCUUAAAUUAACACAUGUGGUAAUAUAGGUAAGAUGUUGGGUAUUUCUUCCAUAAAAUGUAUGAAUACUUUGUAAUAAACAUUUUUACUGUUUUUUUUAAUGCUGUAUUUGUGAUAACAAUAAGCUCAAAUCUUAGUAAUUUCAGGGAUGCUUUCUUGGCCCAGUAAUGAAGUGGUUUGACUAUGCGGAUUUUUUUUAAAACAGCCUUUUUUCUACUGUUUUCCUUGUUUAUUUACACAUUUGGAUGUUCAUUCAAGCCCAAAAGUGGGGCACGGGGGAACACACCAUGUUUUUGAGAGCUAAAAACAACUUUGGAGAGAGAAUAUUGUAUACUGUUUGCUGGUUAGGAUUAAAUCAUUUAUUUAAC